GCCGUGGUAGCCAGUGAGAACCGUUUGCGCUGAAAUGUGACGCAAUCAGUAAGCGACGGCAAACUAAUGAGAUGGAUUGUUUGAUCACACAAGUGAGAGUUGUUUGUUAUCGCUGAAACUUGUUUGACGAUUGCAGAAAUGUGCUUCUUCCUUGGCUUGUAAGGGGUAACCCCUGAGAAGGACCUCCAUUUGCCACCCUCUAAGACUUCAGUCUGAAACUGUCAACUACCUGGCCAGCCAGGGUGCAGCUCUAGUCCAGGGUCCUUAUCCACCCACAACUCAGGCAGAAAGUCCAUCUACUGGGGGGUCCCUGGUUCAGUGCCCCUGAGGGCUGGGACCAGCACUCUGGGCCAGAAGCAGCUGUGAAGGGAUGGGGUAGUAGCUGAGGACAGAGCCAUGGUUCAUAACGUCUCAGUCCCCCAAACACCACCGCCGGCACUGGUGGGCACCAAUGGCCGCUCCUCUGGGAGGAAGAGGACACCCAAGGCAUGUGACUGCUGUGGGCCAAACUCUAAGCACCACAAUGGGAAGGACCCACAUGGGAAGACUCCAGGUGGCAAGCCCAGACAACGCAGGGCCCAUCUGGGGAAGGGCAGGGGCCAGGCCCUGGGGGAGACCCCCAAGAGGACGGGUGGUCACCACUCUUCUGAGAAGACCCAGAUGACAGAGGAGCAGGUAACAGCCAUCCGACAGCUGGCGAACGACUCAGUUGUGGAGGAGGUAACCAACUCCUUGGCUCCAUUUGUAACCAGCUCUGUCGGUCAACCUGUAAUGAAUGUUGUGGCUCAACUUGUAAACAACUCUGUCGGUCAACCUCAACCUUUAACAGACUCUAUGGGUCAACCCUUAAUGAACUCUAUCGGUCAGAAGUUAACGUACACUGUGGUUAAACUGGUGACAAACUCUGUGGUUCUACCAUUAACAAACUCUGUGGUUCAACCUAUAAUGAAGGCUGUGGUUGAGCAUGUUCCUGAUUCAGAGAUGGAGCAGGAGAACGGUUGUGGUUUAGACAAACAGCCAGUAACCGACUCUAACACAGAGGUCAUGAAGCAGCCCCAGGCUGGUGACGCAGCUGUCUCCCUUUCCAACGGUACAUUGGCUGUGCCCAACGAGGAACCAACAGACUGUAGCGCCCCUAUGGAGGUGGAACCAUCAGCCACAGCCUGUGUUUCCCCAGGCAUUAUGUUAUGCAGCACUCUCCACCCCUUCGCUCUGUGGGACCACAGAGAUUACUGUGAGGUGGGAGUGUGGGCUCCAAGCCCUGAGCCAGAGGAGGACUGUGUCUCAAACCCAGCACAGCAACCCAACCCUGAAGACAACAUCCAUGAAGUAAUCAUAGACCUUAUACAUGAGUUCCUGGCGUUCUUCUAUGUGAAGUACGGGAGCUUUAUCCCCCUCAGUGAGAUUGACGUCCAGGAGCAUCUGAAGAACAAGUGUAACACUGACCUCCAUGACAAGAAGCUAAACAUCCACUCAGAAAUUAUGAAGUAUAAAGCGAGUCUCGCCUCCACCCCUAUGAAGUGCUUCAAAGUGGACUACAACAAGCACACUCUGACCCUGGAGGACCUGUCCACACUGGAUGACCAAAACUGGGUCAACGACCAGGUGAUAAACAUGUAUGGAGAAUUGAUCAUGGAUGCUACACAGAACAAGGUUCAUUUCUUCAACAGCUUUUUCCACCGGCAGCUGGUGGCCAAAGGCUACGAAGGGGUUAAGAGAUGGACUAAAAAGGUGGAUCUGUUUUCUAAGAGGCUGUUGUUGAUUCCUAUCCACCUGGAGAUUCACUGGUCCCUGAUCACAGUGGACAUAGCCAACCACCACAUCCACUAUUAUGACUCCCAGGGCAUCGUCUUCAAAUACACCAUGGAGAACAUCCUGACUUAUAUCCUGGCUGAGGCCGAGGAGAAGAAACGAGCUGCGUAUCAGAAAGGCUGGAAGACGAUUAUAAACAAGGGUAUUCCUCAACAGAAGAACGACAGUGACUGUGGAGUCUUCAUCUUGGAGUACUGCAAGUGCCUGGCAUUGAAAGAGCCGCUGCAGUUCACACAGGAGGACAUGCCCAAAGUCCGCAAGAGGAUUUACAAAGAGCUCUGUGACUGUAAACUGAAUGACUGAUCAACCGCAGUGUCCCAGCUCUAGAGAGAGAGUACACCUGCCUUUCCACUGGACCGUGGGCUUUAACGACUGUUUGACCCUUAUUGUGGAAGGGCCAUUAAUACUCUAAAACAUGACGAGCCAAGAAGCGCAGUGGAAACGGGACACGUUGUUUGACUAACGACACAGAGGCGGUGAAAACAACCAUCUGUCAUUCAGUAGAGGUCCAGCGUUGGACUUGUUUUCAUAUACCUUGAUAAUGAGAGGCACUUUUGAGUUGACGUUCACAAAGUUUCCACUGCUGGCUGACUGGCUGGCUGGCUGACUGACCUGGAGCGAACUCUGCUGGUAGGUUUGAGACCGGUAAUGGACCUAUCCAUGUUUAUAACAGGUUUCCUAGCUUCAGCUCUUAAACUGUAAACAGGAGAUUAUAUGGGACAGUAGGUGAAACUUGAAGGUUCUUGUUUUAUAUCAUGUAGUGUUUGCCUGACUAGUGAGGUAGAGAACAAUAACACAUCAAAGGCUAACGUUUAACUGAAUAUACUGUUUUAAUGUUACUUAAUCUCGAACCGCUUCUUAGUUCUUGAGAAACUCCACGUUUUGGCAUCACAAACAGCAGUUUGUUAUCAGGGAGUUAGUUAUGAUUAACCAUGAUGCUCCACUCAGAAUGGCUUCAUGAAAACACACACCUCUUCCUGCUUCUGUUUAAACAAUAAGUGUAUUUUGACAUUUUAGUGUACUGAGAAAGAAUUUAAUGCUACUGCUG
Oncorhynchus mykiss (rainbow trout) is the source of this 2860-nucleotide messenger RNA. RefSeq names its product SUMO specific peptidase 5 (gene senp5). Gene Ontology annotation, cellular component: nucleus. Lineage: Eukaryota; Metazoa; Chordata; Actinopteri; Salmoniformes; Salmonidae. Gene Ontology annotation, biological process: protein desumoylation; proteolysis. The record is from RefSeq and is a predicted model, not a curated record. Gene Ontology annotation, molecular function: deSUMOylase activity.